Molecule: messenger RNA, 743 nt
Organism: Mangifera indica (mango)
Lineage: Eukaryota; Viridiplantae; Streptophyta; Magnoliopsida; Sapindales; Anacardiaceae
Product: sec-independent protein translocase protein TATA, chloroplastic
Exons: 2
Coding region: 104-568 (154 amino acids)
Biological process (GO): protein transport by the Tat complex
Cellular component (GO): membrane
Source: RefSeq, a predicted model, not a curated record
CUCAAGCCGCAAAAUCCGAAAACUCAGCACCCAACCUAAGCCAAUUUGUUUUCUAUCUUCUUCAACUCCAAAAACACAAAUUCUGAGCAUUACCACAAAGACCAUGGAGAUCUCUUCUUCUUUGACUCUUCCUCUCUCUUCUUCAGCAAGACCUUUACCGAUGCUUUCUCCUUCCUUCUCUUCUUCUCACUCCACUUUCUUCACCACCGGGUCUCUCUUCAGCAGAACUAACUUCAAAACUAGUUACUUGGUUCUGAGUCACCGCAGAACGAAAGCUCAGAACCCCAAGAAGGGCCUUUCUUGCAAUGCUUUGUUUGGUCUUGGUGUACCUGAACUUGUUGUUAUUGCUGGCGUCGCUGCUUUAGUUUUUGGUCCCAAGAAGUUGCCUGAAGUGGGCAAGAGUAUCGGCAAGACCGUCAAGAGCUUUCAACAGGCUGCAAAGGAGUUUGAGUCGGAGCUUAAAAAGGAUCCUGAUUCUGAAACAAACCUGCCUGUGGAGGAUCCUACGGCAGUCAAUGUAGAGGAGAAACAAGGUGACAAGGUCCCAGGCUCAAAGGAAAGUGUAUGAGAGUAAUCUUGUUUAGUGGGUAAACUGUGUAAACCUUCCACUGUUGUACGGAUGAGUUUAGAACGAGCAAGUUCAUUUUGCAUAUAUAGUUGAAAUUUUCGUUUUUGGGAGGCCUUGUUCAAGAAAUUGGAAGCCUAAUUGAGCAUUAAAUUUAGUUGAAAUUUGCUUCUCUUGA